UCAGAGCAGCCUUUCUUGAGGUGGGAAAGAAAAAUACUUAGAAAACAUGCUCCUUGAAACCGAAUGUCAACAAUUUUUUUUUUCUUCACUUGUUUUGCAUUAUUCAUAUGUUCUGUAGCAACAGAGAAAAUCAGAUUCUAAAUAGACAUGAUGAUCACGUUCAGAAAAUUUGACAGUGUGUUGUGGACCUGUGGUGGUGAGAGUGCUUGGCGCACUACCAGACACAUGGGUCCCAUCAUCAUCACUUCCUCCGCCACAUUCUUCUCUCAACCUACUCUCCCUCUCCUUUUUCUCCUCUCCUAAGCUUACACUUUCUCUGCCUUCAACACCCAAAAAAUUUCUCUCUGCAAACGUUUUCUUUAAACCUUUCUUGAACAUUGAACAUACCAACUGCGGCUCUUUCUUGUUUGGAGAUGGAAGGUGGUCUUGGUUUACUUGGUGUAAGUGGUGGUGCUGGUGGUGGUUCUUCUGGGUCCUCAACAAACGAGUCUACUGUGUCAAAGGUGGAGGUGGUAGAUGCUGAGGCUAGUUCUUACCCAGUAGAGGCUGAGCUAGAGUUGGGUCUGGGUUUAAGUAUUGGCGGUGGCGGUGGAGGGAAGGGCAAGGCAAGUGCAUGGGGUGAGUGUGGGAGAAUCCUGACAGCCAAGGAUUUCCCUUCUCUGGUCACUCAGCCUCAUAGAGGUCAUAAUAAUAAUAAUAAUGCUACAGUAUCUGCUCGUGUUGCUGUUUCUGGGACUAAAAGAGCUGCUGAGCCUGUUUCCCAAGAGGGUGGAUCCCCUACUUCUGUCAGUCAGGUUGUGGGGUGGCCUCCUAUAAGGGCUUAUAGGAUUAACAGCUUGGUGAACCAAGCAAAAGCUUCAAGAUCUGAAGAAGACAAGUCAGUCAAUGAAAAAGAUAAAUCUAAUGAUUCUUUCAAGAAGAAAAUUUGCAAUAGUAAUAAGACCAAUGCUACUGGUAAUGAGAAAGGGAACCUUGGAUUUGUCAAAGUGAAUAUGGAUGGGGUUCCAAUUGGAAGAAAGGUAGAUUUGAAUGCUCAUGCUUCAUAUGAGACACUUGCACAAACCCUGGAAGAAAUGUUUUUCAGGUCCACUCCAGCCAUCAGUUCAAUGGGCGGCGGAGAGAAGCAGCAAGCAAUGAAUCCCUCUAAGCUUUUGGAUGGCACAUCUGAGUUUGUACUCACUUAUGAAGAUAAAGAGGGAGAUUGGAUGCUCGUCGGAGAUGUUCCUUGGCGGAUGUUCCUUGGCUCUGUUAAAAGGCUCCGAAUCAUGAGAACUUCUGAAGCUAAUGGGCUUGCUCCAAGAUUCCAAGAAAGGAAUGAAAGACAAAGAAGCAAGCCGAUUUAGGAUCACCUCUGCCCAAAAUCUUACAAACUCCAGAAAGAUGAAACUCAUAGUUUGAAAAACAAAGACAGAGUAGAGAAAGUUGAUGAAUCAGAACAUGCCACUGAGAUUGCAUUUUCACUACUUUUUUAAUGUUUUUUUUUCCUCUUUUCGCUCGGCCAUUAUCUGGUUCUGGAGAGUUUUGUUUAUUUUGAUAGGUUAUAAUUCAUUUUUAGUUUCUUCUCUUAUACAGUGCAGCCACACAGGCUUUUGCACACUUGACUGCUGCUUUCUCAUACUGUAAAUAUGGGAGUUCUUGAUAUUUAGAGUGGAGUUUGCUGCAAUCUAGUGGUCUCAGUUUUAA
Manihot esculenta (cassava) is the source of this 1683-nucleotide messenger RNA. Its product is annotated as auxin-responsive protein IAA13. NCBI's taxonomy places the organism in Eukaryota, Viridiplantae, Streptophyta, Magnoliopsida, Malpighiales, Euphorbiaceae. Gene Ontology annotation, molecular function: protein binding. Gene Ontology annotation, cellular component: nucleus. The record is from RefSeq and is a predicted model, not a curated record. Gene Ontology annotation, biological process: regulation of DNA-templated transcription. The coding region runs from base 414 to 1343 and encodes 309 amino acids. The transcript has 5 exons.